Molecule: messenger RNA, 805 nt
Organism: Petromyzon marinus (sea lamprey)
Lineage: Eukaryota; Metazoa; Chordata; Hyperoartia; Petromyzontiformes; Petromyzontidae
Gene: TMA16
Product: translation machinery associated 16 homolog
Cellular component (GO): nucleus
Source: RefSeq, a predicted model, not a curated record
GUGGGGGGGCGUCGCGGUGGGCGGGGCGAGGGGGGUUAACAACUUCCGGGUCUCGCUUCUCGGCGCCGCUCUCCACGUGGCCGCGUGCUGCUGCUGCUCAUCGCCAUGCCCAAAGCUCAGAAGGCGAAGCCUGUGGCCAAGGCGGUGCACCCCUACAGCCGCAAGGCAGCGCAGUUGGCUCGCGAAGCCCACAAACAGGACAAGAAGGAAAAAUUAAAAACUGACAAGGCAGUAAAGCUGAACCUCAUUGGACAGAAGUUAGACUGGUUUAAAAAGAACCUCGAUGGCGACAAGACACAGUACACAAAAAAGGAAAUGUGUGCUGUCAUUGAAAGAUACCUCGACCGUUUUGCCGCGGAACUGGAGCAGAUCGAUCUGGUGAACAGCGUGACGGGGCGGCAGGGCCGACAGCACGGCCCGCGGGAGACCGCCAUCCGCCAGACGCUGCAGCGCGAGCGCGAACUUUACGACGGCACUGGCCUCGAAGUUCCUGAUGUGAUCAAUGGAAAGAAUCUGAGAGUGUUCAGGGAGUGGGAUGGGGACCUCAAGGGUCUGCCAAACCUCAAGAUGAGAAAGGUCUCGUCCAAAGAUGCCACGGCAACAGAGAAAAAAGAACAGGCAGCUGAAAAUCCCGAAAAGGAUGACACGGAUGAAAUGGAGGGCAACGCUUCUCCAUGACGCCACGUCACAAACAUAAAUCACGCCAUCUUCCCAUGCGCGGUCUUUGUGUGUGAGUCUGCGUUAAUGCUCUGAAAUAAGCGACUGUAUCAUAGCGUUUCAAAAUAAAAUAUAUUCCCACCAUGAA